Phalaenopsis equestris is the source of this 1705-nucleotide messenger RNA. RefSeq names its product calcium-dependent protein kinase 2-like. Gene Ontology annotation, cellular component: cytoplasm; nucleus. Gene Ontology annotation, molecular function: calcium ion binding; calcium/calmodulin-dependent protein kinase activity; calcium-dependent protein serine/threonine kinase activity. The transcript has 8 exons. NCBI's taxonomy places the organism in Eukaryota, Viridiplantae, Streptophyta, Magnoliopsida, Asparagales, Orchidaceae. Gene Ontology annotation, biological process: protein autophosphorylation; peptidyl-serine phosphorylation; intracellular signal transduction. The record is from RefSeq and is a predicted model, not a curated record. Bases 16 to 1455 code for a protein of 479 amino acids.
UCCCCUCCACCCACCAUGAAACCCCCCAAGCCUGCCCCCAUUGGUCCCGUCCUCGGCCGGCCCAUGGAAGACGUUCGUUCCACCUACUCCAUCGGCAAGGAGCUCGGCCGUGGUCAAUUCGGCAUCACCUACCUCUGCACCCAUAAAUUCACUUACCAACAAUUUGCCUGCAAGACCAUUGCCAAACGCAAGCUCAGCAACGCCGAAGACAUCGAAGAUGUGCGCCGUGAGGUCCAAAUCAUGCACCAUCUCACCGGCCAACCCAACAUCGUCGAGCUCAAGGGGGCUUAUGAGGACAAACAUUCAGUUCAUCUUGUCAUGGAGCUUUGCGCCGGAGGAGAGCUUUUCGAUAGGAUUAUUGCAAAGGGCCAUUACACCGAGAGGGCCGCCGCGGCCCUGCUGAGAACCAUUGUGCAGAUUGUUCAUACUUGUCAUUCCAUGGGGGUGAUGCAUCGAGACCUCAAACCAGAGAACUUUCUAUUGCUUAACAAAGCAGAAGAUGCUCCUCUCCAAGCGACUGAUUUUGGACUCUCUGUUUUCUUCAAGCCAGGGGAGGUUUUCAGAGAUAUAGUUGGCAGCGCUUAUUACAUUGCUCCUGAAGUGCUGAAGAGAAAAUAUGGACCUGAAGUUGAUAUAUGGAGCAUUGGUGUUAUGCUUUACAUUCUUUUGUGUGGCGUUCCUCCAUUUUGGUCUGAAUCUGAACAUGGAAUCUUCAAAGCUAUUCUCGAAGCUCCUGUCGAUCUGAAGAGCGAUCCAUGGCCAAGCAUUUCUGAUGGCGCAAAGGAUCUCGUCAAGAAGAUGCUCUGCAAAGACCCGCAGAAGAGGUUAACAGCAUUUGAUGUUCUCAAUCAUCCAUGGAUCAAAGAAGAUGGAGAAGCACCUGAUAUUCCUCUUGAUAAUGCUGUUCUCAAUAGGCUGAAACAAUUUAGAGAGUUAAACAAGUUCAAGCAAGUUGCUUUGAGGGUCAUAGCAGAAUGCUUAUCAGAGGAAGAGAUUAGGGGCCUUAAAGAAAUGUUUAAAAACAUGGAUACCGAUAACAGUGGAACCAUAACAGCUGAAGAGCUAAGGCAAGGGUUGCUAAAGCAGGGGACGAAGCUCUCAGAAGCAGAAGUUAGGCAACUAUUAGAGGCCGCUGAUGCUGAUGGAAAUGGAAGCAUCGAUUAUAAUGAAUUCAUCACUGCGACAAUGCACUUGAACCGAAUGGACAGAGAAGAACAUCUUUAUACAGCAUUUCAAUACUUCGAUAAGGAUGGCAGCGGCUUCAUUACAAAAGAAGAGCUUGAGCAAGCUCUUAAAGAAAAGGGGUUUUAUGAAAAAGAAGACAUAAGCAAGAUAAUCUCCGAAGCUGAUUCAGACAACGAUGGAAGAAUCAACUAUGAGGAGUUCGCCGCAAUGAUGAGGAAAGGUAAUCCAGAUACGGCUAAUCCGAAGAAGAGAAGGGAUGUUGUUCUAUAAGCAGGAAGAAGCUAAACGGAAAUAUCAAAAAUGGGCUUUUUAAGUAGUUCAAGAGAACAAAAAGUCUCAGAUGUUUCAGAAUGCGGCAAAGUGGGAGGAAGGGUCUGUAAUUAGUGCUAACAUUUUGAACUUAAUUUUUUGUGAUGUUUGAUAAGCAGCAUUGAAACUUGUUCAUUGGCUGAGUACAUCAUCUUCAUAGUAAGGUGAAUUUACUCGGGCGGUUUUCUGUAUCAAUUUUAUUGAUUUCUGC